Molecule: messenger RNA, 1641 nt
Organism: Colletotrichum phormii
Lineage: Eukaryota; Fungi; Ascomycota; Sordariomycetes; Glomerellales; Glomerellaceae
Product: Fructosamine kinase-domain-containing protein
Exons: 4
Coding region: 273-1316 (347 amino acids)
Source: RefSeq, a predicted model, not a curated record
ACAGGGGGGAUGGUGACGAUUGGGUGUCUUCAGCUCUUCGGUGAGCUAUUACCCCGCGUUGAUCCUCUAGCCGCCCAUAUUGCGCCGUGUGCAAUAAGGGGGUAUUAAAUCAGGCUGGGUCCCAUCAAAAUAAAUGCCCAAGAGCUCUACUCUUGAGUUGUCGGAGUCUUCAUUGCACGACGAAACGUACUUUGCUGUUCGAAGUUGCUGUUCAUCGAGGACAAGUCGCAUCCCACCUGGGAGGUAGGAUUGGCUUCUGCAUUGCCUUCAUCAUGGAGAAGAGAAAGCCGAAGCAGGCCGAUCCUUUGGGUGAAAAUGUUCAGCUUGAUGAAGCUGUCUUGGCAAAGCUUCCCGCAGGCUGCAAAGUACUCUCGGUGGCCCCGUCAGGCCAGAGCCUUUGGGUGGCCACAGUCAAGAUUGUGGUUCAACUGGAAGAUGGAACAAUAAGCGAGUACUUCAAGAAGGGAGCCCCAGGUGCGGUCGGGGUAGAUAUGAUGAAAGGCACAUUCGAAGCCGAGAACGCUCUAUACACAUUCGCACCAGGCCAGGUUCCCAAGCCCAUCGGCUGGGGGACGUACGCAAGUGACCCGGACACGCAUUUCUACCUCUGCGAAUUUGUGGAAAUGUACGACGACCUCCCUGGCGCUCGAGACUGGGCCACUUCAGUGGCGGAUCUUCAUCUCAACAGCAUGGGGAAAUCCCCAACCGGGGAAUUCGGUUUCCAUGUCACUACUCAUCUCGCCAACGUGCCAGUCGACAAUACAUGGAAUCCUUUUUGGGAAUCGUUCUGGGGGCAACAGAUGAGGAGCCUUUUCGACCACGAUGACCGCGUCCACGGCACAGACCACCAGUUGACAGCGCUCAAGACCGCGUUCCUUCACAAGGUAAUACCGAGAUACCUUGGUCCACUUGAAUCAGAAGGUCGAUCAAUCAAACCCUGUCUCAUUCACUCAGACCUAUGGCCUGGCAACAUCAAACCGAAGGCAUCAACAGACGAAUUGUGCUUAUUCGACGCAUGCGCCUACUGGGGACACAACGAAGCCGAUAUUGGUAUCUGCCGAAACCCGAGAUACAAGCUUGGCCAGCCCUGCAUCCGCGAAUAUCUUAAGCGGGUGCCAGCCUCCGAGCCCGCAGCGGAUUUCGACGGCAGGAACGCGGUGUACGCAAUGAAGUUCCAUACGCUACUGUCUGUUAUGUACUCCAAAGACAAAAGAUUUCGACAGACGCUCAAGAAUGAGCUAGAGGAGAUUAUCGGCAAGAUGGGACUGUCAAUGUCCGACGGGGAUGAUAAAAGAGACCCAUUUGUGAAAUUGUGAUGAUUUUUCAGCAUCGAAUCGUUAUUUAUUUCCUCCUAUUGCCUUAGUUGGUAGAUUCAAUCACCGGGGUUGAACACUUAGCUCUACUCAACAUGAUUUGAGAGAAAGUUGUCGAGUUGAAAUUGGCUUACAUUCCAUCUCGCCUCCAUGGCUGGGUUCAGACAAGUUGCCAUGUCGUGAGAUGAGGUGCAGUGAAUAGAGGAUUUGUUGAUGACAGUUUGAAGUGUGCAAGUUUGAUCACCCAAGUACCCAGCUCGAGAUAACAGUCAAUGCUCAACGCCACGGCCCCGUCCCCACGCCGCUAGGAUAGCGGAGACACCUUAGC